Brassica oleracea var. oleracea is the source of this 769-nucleotide messenger RNA. RefSeq names its product agamous-like MADS-box protein AGL97. The transcript has a single exon. The record is from RefSeq and is a predicted model, not a curated record. Bases 31 to 543 code for a protein of 170 amino acids. Lineage: Eukaryota; Viridiplantae; Streptophyta; Magnoliopsida; Brassicales; Brassicaceae.
GCAAAAGCGAAAACGCCUAGUUGAUACGAAAUGGUGAAGUCAGAGAAGAAAGCCAAGGUAGAGCGGAAGAAGAGGAAACCAUCGCGACCCGCCGCUAAUAUCUCAGACCUACGCUCCAGUGUCGAGAAGAAGAAAGGUUUCGCGGAGCUGCGCGACGAUCUGUUCCGCGAAGCAGCGAAACUCGUCGCCGAAGAUCCCUCCCAGAGAAUCGCGAUCCUCAUCAAACCUCCCGCCUCCGAAUCGAGCGUCGCUAUGCAAUCGUUCGGGUAUCCGUCUGCGGAAGGAGUGGUUCGACAGUUCCUCAAGGAUUCUGCUCCUCAUGUUCCUUUACCAGAGGACGACGCUGAGAAGGACGAAGAGGAGGACGAGGAUUGGUCUAAGUAUUACUGGUGGGAAGAUGAGAAGCUGCUUAAUUCGAAGGAUCCGGUGGAGAUUAUGGCGGCGAUGGAGGAGAUGAAGAAACUUCAAAAGCAACUCGAGCAUUUUGUUCCACGUGAGACAGGUCAAGGCUCUGGGACUCAGGACGAUGGAUCAAAACCCUAAUUGCAAGAUGGGAUUCAUGUUCAAGUCUUCCAUCUCCAGCGACGUCGUUUUAGGUUUUAAUUAUAACUAUGAUCAUUUGCUUUGCCCUGAGUUAUAUUGUAAGUUAAUAAUUUCGAGUCAAGACUAUGUUUUACAUUUGAUUAUCUUGUGGCUUCUCUAUUGGUAGAGCUAAACUUGUAGUGGUACUUACAAAAACAUCAACGAAUCUUAUGACUUCUUUAUACAA